Malania oleifera is the source of this 570-nucleotide messenger RNA. RefSeq lists its product as uncharacterized. Bases 1 to 570 code for a protein of 189 amino acids. The transcript has 2 exons. Lineage: Eukaryota; Viridiplantae; Streptophyta; Magnoliopsida; Santalales; Ximeniaceae. The record is from RefSeq and is a predicted model, not a curated record.
AUGGGGUAUGACAAAGGUAGCUCGGGUUGGUAUUUGAAAUUAAGUAGGAUUCAGCGCACCCCUACAACCUCAGCCUCAGCCUUAGCCUUAGCAUCACCCUCAGCCUCAGCCUCAGCAGCAGCUCACUCCUCUCCCAUACAGGAUCUAGGGUAUGCACCUUCAUGGUUCUUAUCAUUCCAAAGGGUCUUCUCAAGUUUCUCAUCUGAAGUGUGCACUGAGCUUCAAAAUAUUAAAGAAAAAGUUACAUCCCUUGAUCAGCGCGUCACUCACAUAGAGAAGUAUCAGGCUAGAUCUUCUAGGGGAGGUGAUCCCAUGGAUAUUAGCUCUGCUCCUCAUAGUGAUGAUGAUGAUUCUAAUGAAGAAACUGAGGAAAAUGAAGAAGGUUCUGCCAGAGAAGGUUACCAGGAAGAAGAAGAAGUCAGUUCCUCUCGUACCACUGAUCCUAUGGAUAUUAGCUCCACUCCUGCAAGUGAUGAUGAGGACUCCAAAAAUGGAAGUGAUGAUGAUGAUGAUAAGGAAAACAUAGAAGAAAAGCAUGGUUCUGAAGAAGAAGAAGACGAUGACUCAUAA